CUUUUCUAUCAUCUGUCCCACGUCUUUCUUCUCGGUUAAGGCUGUCUUUGAUUCCUCAUUAAUUCAUCCUCCACUCAUUUUCCUGCCUCCAACUCUAUAGACUUCUCUUUUUGCUCACUUUUCUUUCCCUUUCCCUACGCACACCGUCCUCUUUCUUUGCGAUGCCGAAUCCUUCUGAGAUGAGCAACAGCGAUACAGGGACGGAGAAUGCUCCAAGACCUAGUGUGAGCGUGUUCGCUCGUUAUAUUCAUGGUUGGUCCUGGCAAGCGUUCCCCAUUGGCAUGGGCACAGGCGCGGUCUACGUCACUCUUGCCGGUCUGGAAGAUCGUUUCAAUGACUUGACAGCGAUCGAGACGGGAUUCUACUUCAUAAACAUGGCUCUUUUUGUAACCAAUGUGGUCACUCUUCUACUGCAAACUAUCCUGUACCCUUGUCAAGCUUGGCGACUAGUCCGGGACCCUGUCAAAGGCGUUUUUGUUCCAUUAAUUGUACUCUCCUUCGCCACUAUUAUCAUCGGAACGGUCAACUACGCCUAUCCAUCGGGGCAUGUGAGUGCUGGGUUUAUAUAUGCCCUAUUCUGGGUUUAUGUUCUCUUUGCUCUUCUGACUUGUUUUCCGAUGAUCAUGAUAUGGUUCAAUAAACCACACGACCUGAUGCAUUUCACUCCUGCGUACGCUUUCCUAAUCUUUCCCAUGAUGCUGGUCGGCGUUGUCUCGUUCAAUGUUUUGAGAGUAAUGGAUGCAUCCGACCCAAGAGGGCUAGGUGUGCUUCUUGUCGGUUAUUUCUUCCAAGGGCUGGGAUCUUUCAUGACCUUCUUCUACCUCUGCAUCUACGUUAUUCGCGUUAUGGCUACAGGUUUCCUGGAAGGACAUCAAGCAAAUGGAGCCUUUGUCGCUUGCGGUCCACCUGGAUUUACGGCUCUCGCCUUGAUAAACUUGGCAGACCACGCAAGGAAGAUACUUCCUUCGCGUGGUUAUGUCACCGAGAAUGCUGGUGAAAUCUGGUAUGCUGGCAGUGUCCUUGCCGGUCUUUUGCUCUACGGUCUCGCCGUCUUUUUCUUCAUCUUCGGCGUCCUCCCGUACUGGUUCAAGCUUCACAAGAAUCUCAAUGAAAUUCUAGGCUGUUGGGCUCUGACAUUCCCUAAUGUUGGAUGGAUCUCGAUCACGCGCCUCAUGGGGGAUAUCUUCGGCAUCGAGUUUCUCUACAUCGUCCACUUGUGUCUGACCCUUGCCAUGGUGUUGACCUGGUUUACUUUAUUCUCGCUCACUAUCGUUGCAUUUUAUCGGGGUCUUAUCUUCAAAUCGAAGGAGGAGGACGUUCUCAAAGAUGUUCUUCCCGGUCACAAUGAGCGUGAAGAGACGGACAUUCCUAUUGUGGCUGAUGAGGAACGGGUUACCGGCGCCAUGCCUAUGAUGUCGGAAUCCUGGACCAGACCUGAGCAACGGUGAAGGUUCUCAAUUUGAAACCUUUUUCGCACAGCAAUGCGGCUAUAAUAUUGGACUGCAUUGAAAUACCUACACGACGGUCUUAGCAUGCCAGCCGUCGCGACAUAUAGACAAAUAUAUCUUGCGUAGAAACAUAGAAUAUUCUUCACUGUAUAUAUACC
Molecule: messenger RNA, 1606 nt
Organism: Guyanagaster necrorhizus
Lineage: Eukaryota; Fungi; Basidiomycota; Agaricomycetes; Agaricales; Physalacriaceae
Exons: 12
Coding region: 162-1448 (428 amino acids)
Biological process (GO): malate transmembrane transport
Cellular component (GO): membrane
Molecular function (GO): malate transmembrane transporter activity
Source: RefSeq, a predicted model, not a curated record